AUGGUGCUGCAACGAUUGCAGUAUCCAACAGCUCCCCACAACGGCAAGUCCUUCAAUGGUGGGAUCGUUUGCCGGUCUAUCUACUUUCUACUGGAAGGCGACAUGGUCCUGUCGGCCGCAGAAUCACCAUUCCCUGCCCCUCCGCGAUGCGUGAUUACCAUCCUUGGAGAGGUGGGCUAG
This is a messenger RNA of Phytophthora nicotianae INRA-310, 180 nucleotides long. RefSeq lists its product as hypothetical. Bases 1 to 180 code for a protein of 59 amino acids. Lineage: Eukaryota; Oomycota; Peronosporomycetes; Peronosporales; Peronosporaceae. The transcript is spliced from 2 exons. The record is from RefSeq and is a predicted model, not a curated record.